Laetiporus sulphureus 93-53 is the source of this 2610-nucleotide messenger RNA. RefSeq lists its product as uncharacterized. Lineage: Eukaryota; Fungi; Basidiomycota; Agaricomycetes; Polyporales; Laetiporaceae. Bases 1 to 2610 code for a protein of 869 amino acids. The transcript is spliced from 21 exons. The record is from RefSeq and is a predicted model, not a curated record.
AUGAUACCUGCUUUUACAUUUGUCACGACGUCACUCACCGAACUCGUAGCUAUCCGAGCACGUACGUCAUCCAGCUACUUGCAGGUCCAAUGUGCAGUCAAUCGACUGUGCGCUCACUACGCUACUGUCGGGCUGCUACCACCUCUCGGAGAGAAUGGAUUACCUCCACCGCGAACGAUUGCAGUUUUGACGUCUACCGUGAUUGAUGAAUCGCUCCUGGAGAUUGCCCUUGCGAAGCUGGGGCUUAGCCCGCUGCUGUUCUCCGUCAACAAUUCAGUUCCUGCAAUUACACACUCAACGCACCUCAUAUACGGGUCGAAGUUUGUAAAUAAAGCACAUGAGGCGCGGAAGAUAUUGGUAGGGCAGGGUCAUAACGUGAAAAUCGUACCGGAUAAACGGUUUCCUCUGUGGGGACCGCACGGCGCAGAGAGAGCCAGCAUCAAGUCGUUUUCUGCGGUGCUGCAAGCAAGAGACGAACAAGAUCGAGUUGCAGUAAUUCUGCGUUCAUCUGGAUCAGUGCGUUGUUUCACGCAUCUAGUGAUGAUAGCAGAUGUUGCUGGCUUUGUGAGGAAGACCGUAUUCAGUGCUCUUCCCGUCUUCCACGGCUUUGGUCAUUACAACGUCAUAAAGGCAAUCACAGUUCCAUGUCCGCUUUUCUUUGCUGUUCACUACGUCAUCAAGCUCCUUGGAGAGACAGAAGCAGGAGUGAAUGCUCUUGCGGCCUUCGAAAGCAUCACUUUUCCGGGCUCCCGUGCCCCCAAUAUAAACGUUAUAUAUGGCACGGCUGAGACAGGCUCUCUAAUCAGAUCGACACGCGAUUUCAAGAAUGACAAGGCAUGGAACUGGCUGAGGCUACAGGGGCCUAUAGCGGAUUACUUGGUGAUGGAGGACCGCGGUUCAAACACGUUCGAGUCCGUUGUCGAAGAUGGCUUGCCUGCGAAGAUCCAAUCGCACCGCCCUGACGGAUCGUACGCGACGAACGAUUUCUUCUUGCGGCAUCCUGUGCACUCUAACUGGUACAAGUACAUUUGGCAGCUGGACGACAUGCUGGUACAGGUGCUGGGCGAAAAGACGAACUUAGUACCAAACGAGCUCUCCAUCCGUGGCAAUAGUCCUUAUGUGGGGGAGGCGAUCGCCUUUGGGGAAGGCAGGCUGCAGGUUGGGUGUCUGAUUCUUCCCUCAAAGCUCGGUAAAGACUUGGCGAAAACAUUCAUGGAGAAGGUUUGGCCCGGCAUCGAGGACGCAAAUGCUCAGGCUCCGACACAUUCAAGGAUCCUACCAGAGAUGGUAUAUAUAUCUUGGAGACAUUACGCUUUGCACAGCUAUGGAACCACAAUUCCGCAAGCCACAAAGAUGUCCAUCCUCCUGCCAGCGUGCUACGCAAAUCGUCUGCAGCGUGCUUCUCGACCGAAGUUGGACCUGCAAUACAGACUAAUCUUCAUCUCGAACGCAAUUGCUCAAGCGCUCGGAGCUGAUCUCUUCGCGUUCGGCGUUGACCCCCUUCAAGCCACACGGAUCCGUAACAUAUGCCAGAACGAGUUGGAACUGAAUGGUAGGACAUUUGGACAGAACGUGGUACACGAGAACCCAUCCGUUGAGAAGCUUGCUCAAUAUAUCAUUGCCAUAUGGUUUGACGGAGAUGCAGCCAAGUCUGAUGAAGAUCAACAUGCAACAAUGCUCGCUAUGACCGAGAGAUGGAGCGCGAGGCUUGACCUAUCACAGAAAGCAUCUCAGAAUGGCCAGGAGAUGCAGCUCGUCUUACUGCCACCUAUCUCGCGUGUCAUCUGUUUCUCUCGAGCAAAGUCGCAUGCCGAUUCUCUCGCUCGGCUGCAGAAAUCUCUUUCUAUUCGACGAUUAGCUCUGUUGUCGGAGGAAUGGACGAAAGUCGAAUCACUUGCCGCAAACGUGAAUGAGGACAGACUUGGCCUUUCGCCUGACGCAUUUUUGAAUCUGCUAUCCGAGGUGACUGAGGUGAUAAGCAAUGCCUGGCCGGUGAACUUCAAGAUGAGUCUCGUCCAUUGCUACUCGGCGGGGUCUACACAUCCUGUUUGCAACGAAAACUUUCCAUCAAUGCCAUUCACAGCGCUCGGAACCGGGUACGGGAGGAUCAAAUGGGUUGUAGAGAAGCUAUGCGAGCGCGCGGCGCAGGAUGCAUCAAUCAGCAUAGGCGUUCUCAGAGUUGGUCAACUGGUCGGCGAUACUGAGAAUCAUGUCUGGAACGAGACGGAAGCCUGGCCGCUCAUGUUCAAAUCAGUGAAGGCAACAGGAGUGCUGCCUCGACUAGAUGACUCGCGCAGCAUCAGCGUUGUACGCUAUCCCUCGCCACUAAUAGUCUGGCAUACAGAAGCUGCAAUGGCUCCCGAUGAACCCAGCUGGGAUACUGUCUUGGCAGGAUUGAAGCAAUCUGGCGUAGUGUUCGAAGCAAUGGAUCGCACUGAGUGGCUCGACCGCUUGGAGCAGUCAGAUACAGACGGCGAGCGUACCCCAGCCAUCAAGCUUUUGGUGAGAGAUUCUGUUCAAUCUUCUACGAGGACGAGGCAUGCUGAACACGAUUUUCGCAUCCAUAUUACCGCAACCGCUUUGGUAGCGCAAGCAAACGGGAGCCGGUGA